AUGGAUGUCUUUCCGUUGCGGAUGCCCUUCCAUCUUAAAGUCCUCGAAAACCGACAUCCAGAACAAAAGAAGAGUUCAACUACUUUCCAGGAGCCCCAGUGUGAACUCUUUCUCUCCGCAAGCGGUUUUGGUCCAUUUGACUUCUCCCUGGGGUUGCUUCUGAAAAUGGCUUCUGCUAUUCCUUCCUGGACGCCCCUUGGAGGAGAUUCCAAAGAUAAUGCCACCUCUAAGAGACCACAGGUGAGCAUUCCAGACAAAACUAAAGAUGUCAUUGCUCAAGUCUUUGCACUGAAGGAGACGUGUGAAAAGUAUGACAAGUGUGAAAACAGCCGUGAGUUCAGUCAGGAGGACUGCCAGACAAAAAUGGUCCCUGUGCUUCUGGACUUUCAAGUAUACCUGGAUUACAUGCAGAACAAGUUUGAAGGCAACAGGGGAAAGUCACUUAUGUAG
This is a messenger RNA of Elephantulus edwardii (Cape elephant shrew), 450 nucleotides long. Its product is annotated as interleukin-6-like. The record is from RefSeq and is a predicted model, not a curated record. The transcript has 3 exons. Gene Ontology annotation, molecular function: interleukin-6 receptor binding; cytokine activity; growth factor activity. Gene Ontology annotation, biological process: positive regulation of cell population proliferation; T-helper 17 cell lineage commitment; immune response. The coding region runs from base 1 to 450 and encodes 149 amino acids. Gene Ontology annotation, cellular component: extracellular region. NCBI's taxonomy places the organism in Eukaryota, Metazoa, Chordata, Mammalia, Macroscelidea, Macroscelididae.